AACAGUUUUGCGCGCUGCCGUUUGUAUGUGUGUGUGUGUGUGUGUGCAGCUACAGCAGCUCUGUUAAACGGAUUAAAGUUAGUGGAGUUAAUGAUGGAGUGUGACAAAAACCAUGGCUGCUAACGGUUCAGCCACUGCUUCGGCCAGGCUGUCAUUUACCAUACAUAUUUAUUGAGCUGCGGCAUGAAGAGCCGAAAACAGAGGUCAGUCAAAACUGGAGGCAACAGAAAGAAAGUCCCCAGCGAUGUGUCCCCCGCCACCAACCUACCUCCUCUGGUCGAAGGCCAGCUAAGAUGCUUCUUGCAGGUGGCGAUAAGCCGGGUACUAUGGACCGUUCACAAGCCUCCUACUGCAACAUUUGUAAGGCUGCGCUGGUGGGGAGAGUCAUCCAACGGGACACACUUCUUCCCGAGAGAUGGAUCACAGCCGUCACAGAAGACCAUCAAGACCACAGCUCGCUUUCCUAUCCGCUGUGGGCCGAAGCAGUUCACCUCAUAUCUUACAGAUAUGGGCUCUCUGGUGCUGGAAGUUCUGACAAAACCUGAUCAUUUGCCAAUUGCACGGGCUCAGGUUGCGGGCAUCUCUCGUCUCUCUCUGUCACACCCCAUCAGUGGAUUUUACACCCUUAUAUCUCCAACAUCUGAAAAGCUGGGAGAGUUACAGGUUUCCCUUCAUUUGGAGCCUCUCACAGAAGCCUAUGACAGCAGCAGCUCAGGCCCCAUCACAGAUAUCAGCAUUGAAGGACCACAAGCCACCACACUGACUGUGCCCUCACAGCCCAGAUCGCUCUCAGCUGGCAGCGGGAAAGAAUUAGCUGGCAGCAGCAGUGGAAACACUCCAAGAGGGAAAGACUACUUGUAUUUCCAAAAUGCCAAGAAAGGCAAAGAAGUGUCGCUGGAGAAUCAAAUGCCGACAAACGGAUCUCCAAACAGUCAAACGGCUGUUAAUCCUUCAAAUCAGGAGCCUUGUGGCCAAACAACCAAUGAUAUCCUCUCAGUUAUCCUCGAGCGUGGGAACAAGCUCAGAAAUGCUAUGGUUGUGUCAACUUUGAAAUGUGACAUGGAUUCUGCCCCGGCUCUGAAAGACACCCCUCUACCUCUCCCAAAGGAUAACAUCCUGCCACCUUCCAAGCUGUUCCCAUCUCCCUCUGGGAUGUUUCUUCAAAAUAUUCUUCAUGCUGAUUCAACUCUCAAGCACUCUGAGGAUGUUGCUGUAGUGUCAGACUGCAGCUUAGACUGUCCUGUUGACAUGGAUAACAGAGCCGUGACUCUGCUCCUCGGCAGCUUAAACACGUCUCCUCUGCCUCUCUGGGAUGGAGAAGGCUCUUUCCCUGAAUCUCUGUCUGGCCAUAGCAGUGUGUGUGAUGACAGUGAGCUCAAUGAUCCACAAUAUGAUCAGAGCUUACUGGAAAAUUUGUUCUACAAAACUCCUAUGUCAGAUAUCGGACCAGACGACACUGAGGUGGAGGGUCAAGGAACAGUGUCCCAGAGUAAAACACAGCUGACGCAGUCUGCACCAAAGAUUAGUGGAAGUCCAGGAUCAGAGCCUCAGCGGUCUGCAGAUGUUGGUGGUAUCCCUCCUGGUGUGAGUGCAGAGCAGUUGACUUUGCUAAGUUCGAUCCGGCUGGCGCGAGUGACCAUCGACUCCCUAAUCGUACCUACAGGCAGUACAACCACCACACCUAGAAAGACCUCUAGUAAAGGGAAACCUCCUCGACCAUUAAUCAGCAAGAAGUGCACAUAUUUUAUCGAGUAUGUGUUCCCGAUGGCCUCCACUUCCAGUCGACAUGAUCGUAGUAAGGGUGUCGAUGGGGAGGUGAUCAGAGCUGUUGCCAGUAAAGUCACAAGAGGAGCGGUUAAGUUCCAGCAGCAUUCUUUGUUUCCUGUCAACUUCAGUACAGCAACAGUUAAAAAAUGGUGGGGAACUGAUCUGAUUUUCAAGAUUUACUCACGAAAGAGCGACCAAAAAAAACCUGUUCCCAUCGGCAAGGCAGUUCAUCCUCUGCGCUCUCUGCUGCAGAGCAAGCAGCUGACUCAGUCUGUCGUCUUACCUGUACAGACCGUGGAAGGAAACAGUGAAACACAGGAGAUUGGACCUCUCAGGGUGUCACUAGAACUUGCUACAGACAACAAAGAUUUCUCCUCUGAAAAAAGUAAAAGCAAGCUGGCUCAGAGAGAUGCAUCGCCUUCACAAACUGCACCCAGUCCACAGAGAGAGACCAGCUCCAGAUCUCACCAUGUUGCUUUUGGCAGGGAGGAGUUACCAGCUGCCUCUUCUGAAGAUCCCAGGCUGAAUGUUUGGAGUCCUCAGAAACCCUCAAAAAAAACGUCUCCUCAUCUCGGCCUCCACACAUCUCCUGACAAAUCACGGCAGCAGGUGGAGGAGGAUCCUGAGGUCCUGCUGCAUACGUUACUCAUGGUGCCAGAUGGAAAGAACUUCAACUGUGGGCCCAUGCAGGCUCCAAAUGUGUACUUGAACUGUAAACUCUGGUGUGAUGAGACAACGAGAUCUGUCAUGAGCUGGGGACAGGCAAAUCCUUCUUUCAACUUUGUUCAGGUGACCCCUGUGGCCUUAACAACUAAGCUGCUGGAGCGGAUGAAGAACAACGUGAUGGUAAUCGAGGUGUGGCAGAAAACAGGAAGUACAGGGCAGGAUCGACUCCUCGGUCUCGUUAAAUUACCUCUCCACCAGUUCUACAUGUCAUUUAGGGAUCCAAAGAUCGCCCACCUGCUUCUCCAGGCGCAGUACCCUGUUUUAGGGGUGGACUGCUACAUGCCGGUAGUUGAUGUGUUCUCAGGUAGUUGUAAAGGACACCUCAGGGCUGUUUUGGCUAUGGGCCAAUCAGAGCAGAUAGUUGCCCUCCAGCGCACGAAGGAUGAAGAAUACGACUGCUUGCCUCAUCUUGUGAGACCAGUUCAUCUGCUUGAUCACCAGUCUCAUUCACAAACAAAGGUGAUUGCAGCACAACAGGAAGCAACGAGAGAGCAUCUGUUUGUUAUAAGAGUGGAGAAGGUAAAUGGGCUGACACCUCUGCAGUCCACAGUGUGGGGUGAGGCUGACUGCUACAUUCAGUACAGUUUCCCCUGUCAGGAGGCUGACCCUGCUGCAAAAGUGGACCAAAACCUCAUAGAGAGUAACGUGAACCUGAAGUUGUUUCGUACCACCACCACUCUCUGUGUCCCUGACCCGGUGUUUGGCCACACCGAGACUCAUGUGCUUCUGGCUCCUGAAGGAGUUCCUGUUCAGAGGCUGCUGCUCAGCUCUCUUUCAAGUCAAGGCCUAAGCAGUGGAGGGGGUGUCCAGUUUGAUGUCUGGUGCAGAUAUUAUUAUCCAAACGUUCGAGACCAGCUUGUGGCCAAAGGAAUACUUCCGUUGUCAAAGCUGUGUGCCAUGGUCACCAUGCAGAGACAGCACCCUAAUGAUGCUCAAAUGUUCUCCCUGCCCCUGAUUCCCAGGACUGAAAGUCCCACAGGACAUCAGCCUCAGCCCUCAGGCUUAUUAGAUGUGUGCAUUCGAUACAAGCACCGACCAGUGAGACCUGAAGGACAGGCUGGCAAAGGAGCUGCCUCUCGUGUUGUGACACUCGUUGUUCAGGUGCACAGAGCAUCAGGUCUGCAGGCUGCAGCAAGGGUUUUAUCAGAACAAGAUGAAAGAUUCAGCUACUUUGCCGGUGUGGGAGUGAACUCGUACGUCACAGUCGAGGUCUCCUUCUUGCCCGAGAGUGAGAAGAGGUGCACCCGCGUAGCUGCCAGGACCUUCUGCCCGGAGUUCGACCACCACAUAGAGCUGUCCUGUGAUCUGCUGUUUCAGAGGAGCAGUGGAGAAACCUGCAGCCUGGCUGAGCAGCUGGAAGACGCUACUGCCGUCUUCACUGUCUGGAACAGAGACAGUCGCAAAGCAGUGCAAACUCAUAAGCCUAAGGAUGUGAUGCUGGGCACAGUGAAAAUACCUCUUGAUGAUCUCAUCCUUAAAAUAACAGGUAUUUCUGGCUGGCGUGGAGUGUAUAUAUCUCAGGAAACAAGUUCUUCUCAGCACCAGCACAUCUUGGUCGGGGGCCUUGAUAUCUCCAUCAACUUCGCCCACCACUCGGACAGGGAAAGAGUCAUUAAAGCUGCUCAGGGUUUGAGCUGGGAAAUGGCCCAUAAUGACAUGCAGGAAGAUGAAGAAGCUUGGGAAGAUGGUACGAGAAAGAUGUCUUUGACUUUUUCGAUGCCUAGAGCAUGGAUACCUGUUCACUGCUUGCUACUGCCGGGCCUCAGUGAGCUUGAGCGCACCACCUACUGCUAUUUCAGGUACAAGUUCUACGACCAGGAUGCCUUCUGCUCCCAGUUGAAGCACCCCUCUGUUGAGGAGGGUGGGCAGGCCACAGUGACUUUCCAGGGAAGUAGAACUGUGGAGCUGAGGAGCACUCAGCCCUUGAUGUGGUAUCUUCGAGAGGAGAGGUUGGAGGUUCAGGUGUGGGUUGCCUUUAUAAAAGAGAAAACCCAAAGGCCCCGAGACACAGACCGACUGGUGGGUUCAGCGUUUGUCGACCUGUCCUCUCUUGCAAGGUCGCCCAAGCAGAAGCAGACUCUCAGUGGAGUGUAUCCGCUGUUCAGACGCUCAGCAGCAGAUCUACAAGGGGCUGCUCUGCGGGUGCACAUCGCCCUGACGGCAGGUAUUGCCCCCGUGGAGGUGCCUGCUGGAGUUGACACCCAGGUAGACUCGGACAGCCAGGGGGAAAUCUCAUCAGAGGAGGUGGAAGCAGCAGAUCGAACCCUUUUGCCCUCUACACCCAAAAAAUCACAAAGCAGCCACAAGAGUAAAUUGUCCAGAACAACCCCAGACAUCACAUCCGUGCAGCACACAGAAAUGAGCAUGGAUGAAUCUUUCCCUGUGACUGUUACAGUGGACCAGGCUAUGCACCUGAAUCUCAAAGGAUGUCCUCUAGCAGAGCGCAUGGAAGGGUCACCAUGCUGCUGUGUUUCGUACAUCACUGCCAACUCUGCUGAACUAGCGUCCACAGCUGUCAUAGCCAACACUGACUGCCCUGUGUGGGACCAUCAACAUGAGUGCAGGCUUUCAAAGCAGCUACUGGUUGAUCCACAACAAUCUCUCGUGUUUAAAGUCUGGCAUAAAGGAGAAACGGAGAGGGUGAUUGGAUUUGCCUCUGUAGACCUGUCCCCUUUAGUCUGUGGGUUCCAGUCAGUGUGUGGUUGGUACAACAUCACAGACUUCAGCGGUCAGUGUCACGGCCAACUCAAAGUGUCCAUCACUCCGCUAAAGGGGGUCCAAGACCUCCGAGGACAGAGAAAAACUGUGAAUGAAGAAGCUGCCAAAAACUCACCGGCUUUAUUCCAGGCACUCCCUCUCAGCUACCACACCACAGCCACAUACAGCAGCUUCCCCUCUCACAUCAGUCGACACCCCGAGCAAAAGAUCUCGUCGCCGGACCGCACAGACUGGCUGUUCUCUGAAAGGUCUAAUGAGAGUGACCGCCACUUUGAGCACAUGGACCAAGUACGUCUUUACCAUCAGGGUCUGCAGGAGCAGACCUGCUGCUCAUUCUGUCUGAGCAGCAGUGCUGGUGACCUCAACCCCUCCAGCUCCUUCCUGUUUUCAGCUCUCAGGAAAAAACUGUCUGAGCUCGACAACAUCCAGAGAUACUUCAGCCGUAAACUUUCAACUCCCACAUUCCCAUCCACGAGUGAGCAGGACUGUCAGACCAACCACCAGCAACCGAAGGACACGGAAACAGACACAUGUCAGCUUCUUCUCAAGUCCAACCACUUAGUUGGACAAGUCAACAACAUCAUUACUGGUCUACAAGGAAAACACUUGGAAAGAAUUCUCUCAGACCCCCUGAGCAGAUCUUCCCCUGUUGGAGACAACAACCCUCAAACUAUCCCAGAGAGCAUCUCCAGUCCAUGCAGAGCUUCAAAUUCUUCCCAAGACGAUGUGUCUCUUCUGCGCUCACCACUGGCAAAGAUGUCUGAGGACCUUAUAGACUCUGAGCCCGAGGAAGAGCAGGACAGACACAACUACAAGGUUACUGUGUCCGAGGACGAAAACGAAGGAACAGACGAAGAUGGUACAGGUUGCACACGGGAUGAGGAAGAUAAUGAUGAUGGUGAUGAAGAGGAAGAUUACGAGGAGGUUGUGGUGAAGCCGAGGCCUCUAAACGAGGUGACCUCUUUAACAGACAAAACCAGUCCUUGGACCAGCAUCAUGUCAGACCCUGACCUGGUUUCUCUGGAGAGCCUGGAGGCGGAUCUGAGCGAAGAUGAGGACGAGAAAAGGCAGAUGGUAAAUCUGCGAACUCCGGACGGUAGUGGGGCCGAGAGACGAGAAGAAGAACAUCAACAAAGUGACAGUUUUAAUGGAUCAGUAGUAGACUCAUCAGACACAGAGGGAGAUGGUGAAAGGACCCAACCCAACAGCCCAAACGAGGGGUCGGCUGACAGAGCUUCAUCAUCCACCGCACAGCACGCCACGGAUACCCAUGAUGCUUCAUGCUCCCCCGACAAUCAAGACGUUCCACUCCAACCCUCGGUCCCUGUGGAGGUCCCUAAUUUCUUCCUCCCCUCUCACCAACUGGAGGCCUCUAUGAGAGUCAUUCGUUUAGCUCCUUGUUUCUCCAGGACGGCCACUGACCCAGGGCCGAGCUCUUCACUCCACAGCAUUCCACAUCACCGAGGUCCCCGACAGCGUCCCAACAUGUCACCGUCAUCCCUGAAGAAAGAGACUGAAAGAAUAGCAAAAAUAUUUGCAGCUCACUUUGAUGACAAUCACUAGUGUGGUGCUAGAAAUGUGUACAGCUCAGUGGUUUGAGAUCAUGUGAAAUAAAUGUGACAUUUUGUAUUUUUAUAAAUAAAUAUGAACUGUUUAUUGUUUCAA
Cottoperca gobio is the source of this 6876-nucleotide messenger RNA. It is a transcript of the gene c2cd3, whose product is annotated as C2 domain containing 3 centriole elongation regulator. NCBI's taxonomy places the organism in Eukaryota, Metazoa, Chordata, Actinopteri, Perciformes, Bovichtidae. Gene Ontology annotation, cellular component: centriolar satellite; centriole; microtubule organizing center. The record is from RefSeq and is a predicted model, not a curated record. Gene Ontology annotation, biological process: cilium assembly; centriole elongation; protein localization to centrosome.